AUGAACACACCACUGGAUGAACUGCAAUGGAAGUCUCCGGAAUGGAUCCAGGCAUUCGGUCUCAGGACAGAUAAUGUCCUGGACUACUUCUCCGAGUCUCCCUUCUUUGAGAAGACCUCCAACAACCACGUCAUAAAGAUGCAGAGACAAUUCUCUCAGGAUCCGGCACAACAAUCUGCUGCUGAACAGGGACAGGAGUUCAUCCCUACAGGUACCAACCCUACUGCUUCCACACUCUUGAAUACAGACGACUUCUCGUAUUUGAAUAAGGAUCCUAUAAGGAAGGAUCUUCUGGGAAAAUAUCCGUUGCAUUUCGUGCUGGAACAAGAGUUGAAGAAGUUGAAAGGGAUAGAGUAUGUCCUCUCCAACGUGAGGGAACCAGAUUUCUGGCAAAUAAGAAAACAGUACCGCUCUCAACCUGGUAACAAGAUCGAAACUCUGCAAAAUUACUACAUUAUCGGAGCCAAUGUGUACCAAUCACCCACUAUAUUCAAAGUCGUACAAAGUAGACUCCUGUCUUCCACGUUACAUCUCUCGAAGACCCUGGAUGACAUAUAUAAGUUGACGGAAUUCAAGCCUUCACAAGGGAUGCAAUUCAUCAAGCCUCCCAUGGCGCCGACGACAUCCAAUACGUCCAAUGCCACGAGUAACAAUCCAGCCACUACGACGGCAGGGAAUGUGAGUAGGAGUAGUGGACCACCCACGAUGGUUAUGGGUGGUGGACCACAGCCUAGUGGAGGAGCAGGAGGUUUGCAUACGGGUACGAUGGGUGCGGUAAGCACGUCUCAAUAUGACAACUCUCUCAACGAGAGGAACAAUCAGGAUUCUAUCUCGAAGGAGAUGAUGAAUAAGUUGAUCUUGACGAGUAUCAAGUCCACCCCAGAAUAUAUAUAA
Molecule: messenger RNA, 894 nt
Organism: Naumovozyma castellii
Lineage: Eukaryota; Fungi; Ascomycota; Saccharomycetes; Saccharomycetales; Saccharomycetaceae
Gene: MED6
Product: mediator complex subunit MED6
Exons: 1
Coding region: 1-894 (297 amino acids)
Source: RefSeq, a predicted model, not a curated record